Molecule: messenger RNA, 378 nt
Organism: Penicillium brevicompactum
Lineage: Eukaryota; Fungi; Ascomycota; Eurotiomycetes; Eurotiales; Aspergillaceae
Exons: 2
Coding region: 1-378 (125 amino acids)
Source: RefSeq, a predicted model, not a curated record
AUGACCACCAAGUUUGUUGGGGAGGUUCAUGAUCAAAAGGGGUACGAUAUCCAUGAGGGUGAUUUUGUCUUCACUACAAGGUUGCGAGAAGGGUCGCAUGAGGGUAAGGUAGGAUUCACCUCCCCCCCCUCCUUGAAUUUCAACUGCUCUUCAGCGACACAUUUUGAUUGUGAAAAGGUCGAAACGAUCGUCAAGGAUGGAUCCAGCGCUCGUAGCGAAGGCGUCGCCAGCUACACCAAGUGGUUCAACACUCAUGUCUCAGGAUUACUUACUGAUCCACGUCACCUCUUGCAGGUGAUCUACACGGAUCAGAAUGGAGACCGAGUGGCUCAUACUCCCAACACACUACUGAAGCAGAACAGGCGAGUCUUUGAGUAA